AUGCCGAUGACCUUCUUCACCAGCAAGACGACGCCUCUGUAUUCCAAACAAUGGACGCCCGACACCACCGGGCAGUAUGCCGGGACGUGCAUCUUCCUCAUCUUCCUGGCGACUAUCUUCCGCGGCCUGCUCGCCUUCAAGGCAGUAAAGGAGAACGCCUGGUUCGACGCCGAGUUCAACCGGCGCUACGUCAAGGUCGCCGGCAAGCCCACCAAGAGCGAGAGCAUCUCGAAGGAUCCCGAUAGCAAGCGCAUGGUGCUGACGGAGAACGGCGUCGAGGAGGACGUGAUGGUCGUGAAGAAGCGGGACAUGGACGCGCGACCCUGGCGCAUCACGACCGACCCACUGCGCGCUGCCAUGGAUACCGUCAUUGCUGGUGUUGGCUAUCUCCUCAUGCUGGCGGUCAUGACGAUGAAUGUCGGAUACUUCCUCUCGGUCCUAGGUGGUGUCUUCCUAGGCAGUCUCGCGGUCGGCCGAUACAGCACGAGUAAUCAGGUCGUGCACUGA
Molecule: messenger RNA, 507 nt
Organism: Amorphotheca resinae ATCC 22711
Lineage: Eukaryota; Fungi; Ascomycota; Leotiomycetes; Helotiales; Amorphothecaceae
Exons: 2
Coding region: 1-507 (168 amino acids)
Biological process (GO): intracellular copper ion homeostasis; copper ion transmembrane transport
Cellular component (GO): plasma membrane
Molecular function (GO): copper ion transmembrane transporter activity
Source: RefSeq, a predicted model, not a curated record